CUCGGGCCCGGGCCGAGCUCCCUCCGGCGGACCCGCCAUGUGAGCGGACCCCGACGCCCCCUCGGGUAACUCUUUGCACCAGAAGACAUGGACAGCGGCAGUUUCAUCCAGUUUGACGUUCCGGAGUACAGCAGCACUGUGCUCAGUCAGCUAAACGAGCUUCGCCUGCAGGGGAAGCUCUGCGACAUCAUUGUGCACAUUCAGGGUCAGCCUUUCAGGGCUCACAAAGCCGUUCUCGCUGCCAGUUCUCCGUAUUUCCGCGACCAUUCAGCAUUAAGCACCAUGAGCGGCCUGUCCAUAUCAGUCAUUAAAAACCCCAGCGUCUUCGAACAGUUGCUCUCUUUUUGUUACACUGGAAGGAUGUCUUUGCAGCUGAAGGAUGUUGUCAGUUUUUUAACCGCAGCUAGUUUUCUACAGAUGCAGUGUGUCAUCGAUAAGUGCACACAGAUACUUGAAAGUAUCCAUUCAAAGAUCAGUGUCGGGGAAGUGGACUCGGUCACCGUUGGGGCUGAAGAAGUGCCAGAAAACCACAACGGGGUUAAAGAUGGCAGUUACUUUGCGAAUCCAGUUGAGAUCUCUCCUCCCUAUUGCUCUCAGGUGCGGCAGUCUGCUUCAGGCAGCGACCUGAGAAUGGAAACAACUCCAACCAAGGCUCUGCGAAACCGUCUGCAGGAGGAAGGGCAUUCAGACCGCGGAAGCAGCGGGAGCGUUUCGGAAUAUGAGGUUCAGAUUGAAGGCGACCACGACCAAGGCGAUUCGGGGGUCCGAGAGAGCCAGGCUGCCGAGGUGAAAGUCAAAAUGGAGAAAUCUGACCGGCCGAGUUGCUCAGAUAGCUCCUCGCUCGGCGAUGAUGGUUACCACACAGAAAUGGUUGAUGGAGAGCAAGUGGUCGCCGUCAACGUUGGCUCCUACAGCUCGGUACUGCAGAAUGCCUACUCGUAUUCUCAUGGCGCAUCCCAUUCCGCGAGUGGAUCCGAAACCUUUGGAAGCCUGAGGAACUCCAGCUCCUCCAGGUCCAUGCUCGGCUCUUUCAGAGGCCGUGGGCGCCAAAAGCGGAUCUCCACCAGCCACUUGCACAGCGACGUUUCAGGCCUGGUUCCAGGAGCCGACGGUGAAUCUGCAGCGAAUCAUCCAGGAUAUGAAAGCAAUCCACGGGAAAGGAAUUCAAGGGGCCACUGGUACGCCUACAGCGAAAGGUUAAUCUGCAUAUACUGUGGGAAGUCUUUCAACCAGAAAGGGAGCCUUGAUCGGCACAUGCGAUUGCACAUGGGAAUAACCCCCUUUGUGUGCAAGUAUUGUGGGAAGAAGUACACGCGCAAGGACCAGCUUGAAUACCACAUCCGUGGCCACACAGACGACAAACCUUUCCGCUGCGAGGUCUGCGGGAAAUGUUUUCCUUUCCAAGGCACCCUGAACCAGCACCUGCGGAAGAACCAUCCCGGCAUAGCAGAAGCGAGGAGCAGAGUUGAAUCUCCAGAAAGAACAGAUGCCUAUAUGGAGCAGAGAGACGAUGAUGCCACAGUCUCCGAAAUGUUGGAUUACAGCAUGGAUGUGCACACAUCUGAUUAAAGACUACGUUCCCCAGUGCAAUUCAGACAAAGCACAUUGUUCAAUGCAUUUCCUUCUUGUUCCUUUGAUUAAGUUUCACAACAGUUAUAACAGUGUUGUGAUUUUCCUAAUAUUUUGCAAGUCUUGUGAACAUUGUUCCUGGAUGGAAGGCUACUGUUUUGUUUUGAAGGAGGGAAGGGUUAGCUUUACUCCUGAAAAUGUUUAUAAAGGGCAGGUUAUAGAAAACGAUGCACUUCGUAGUAGGGUGGGUGAGUGGGUGUUCAACAGUGAAAGAUAUUAGAAUAAGGCGGAUAUUGUUGGCUGAUAAACCAUCGUGUAUUCUCUCUUGUAGUGCUUUGUGCAGCCCAAUCUUAUGCACAUGUGCUUGGAUACAAGCCCUCCUGAGUUCAGUAGGACUUAUUCCCAGGUAGCUUGCUAGGAUUGCAGCCUUAACCAAACAGAAAUUAUAUAGGAGCAUAGAAAUGCUUUCCAGAGGUCCCAUCCAUGUGUCAUACUAAGUUGUGGGUGUGGGUGGGGUUUUAUUUGUUUUUGGAAUAACUAUUUUGAUAGCUUUGAAUUUUAUAUAAUAUAUAUUAUAUAUAAACAUAUAUAAAAUGUUCACUUUUUCUCUUCUGGUUGGGGGUGAAUGUAGAAAUAUCUUAAGUGGGAAAAAAAACCUCGCUCUAUAAGGCUUUCAACUCUUAAUCCUCUCUUUAGGGGCUUUUUUUGGAUUUUUUUUCCCAUGAAACUUUGCUCUUUUUUUCCCACGUUUAAAUAAUUGUGUCCAAAAGUGAGCAGAGCUUAUUUUGAAAUAGCUUUUGCUGCAUAACAUACGUAAACCAAAUGCCAUAAACAUAUUAACUUAUGAUGGGGACUGUUUGGGGGGUUUUGUCUAGAGUAUAAACUGGACAACCUGUGGUGCUGACCCUUUUUUAUAUAGAAAUGUAUUGUUAUAUUAGCAAACUCUCAGAAGUAGCAUUGUGGUUUUAAAUGUUUUUUACUGUCCUCAGAAUCUACCUUCAUUUCGUACUGUAGAAGCAUACCAGGUCAAUCAAUCUUACCUUAAUCACGCUGAAUAUAUACAGUUGGUUUAAUAGUAAGCUAAAAGGGAUCUUGUAGUCAAAUCUACAGUAUUUCAGAGCAGUAUUCUAGUGGAUCUCUUCUGUGGAGAAGAUUUCAGGUGCACCGUGACUUACUAUUUAUCAUUUUCAAGCAAAGCUGAAGCACUUGUAUUUUUACUUUUUUUAAAUGAUGUUAUAUGGGAAUGAUGAGCAAUAUGUCCUGUUGUAUUAGAGGGGCUUUUUGGCCUCUGCAAUUUCAAUGACUCUUCAGUAUUUUUUCAUAAAAGAGCCAAUAACAAACAUAGUUACAUAUUUUAUUUUUCAGAACCCUGUUUUCUUUCCUUCAAACAUGGUAUCUAUCAAUGUGGUGCUAACUUUUUUCUCUGAAGUCAGUAUGGCUUAGAAAAUGUGAAACUGAACGAUAGCAGAGUGACCUAACUUUCUGGUUAGACUAUUUGUCUGAAACUUCGAAAGUGUGAGCUGGCAGACGUUACUGUAUAAAAAUUCUAUGGUAUAAUCAGAAUUUGGAUUUUGUUAAACCUAUCUGUAAGCAUAUAGUUAAGCUUGGCCGAAUGGGACCCUUUAGGGAAAUGCCUUUGCUCUAGAGGCACAAAGUUUCUGCUCUAGCGGCACAAGAAAGAAAGAUUUGCCCAAGCUGUUUGCUGCUGUUGUACUUCAGUUUCUGAUGCAUUUCCUGGCUGAGUGAACAGAGCAGUGGAGUCAAUUGGUGUUAAAAUGAUGCCAUCGCGAGUAUGGGCAAAAGCACAAAGAGAGCCGUCUUGUUUGCUGAGCUUGAACAGGUGCAUUUGGAGUUCUCGCAAUCUCAGCUUUCUCUCGUCUUCACUUGCCCAUAGUAAUGUACUGUUCCCCCUAAGUAAAUUGUGUGUGUGUGUGUGCGUGUGUUGCAUUCCUGUAGACACAAAAUUAAGCAAAAUAGCAAAUGCUGCAUAGGAAUCUAUUUACACCUCUGCCAAAUCAGGAUGUUGAGAUCGUGUGAAUGUUUUACUAACCUCAAGGUUAUUUAUUUGUAUUCGAGUAAGUCUACAUUUGAAUCUGAGCCUCUGCUUAAUUUUUGUUAUGAUUCCCUAAACUUCUCACAACUGUGAAUUUUAUUAUCUGAUGAUAAAUGUGUGACUCUUCUUUAUGGGUAAUCAUAACCUUCCAUCCAAAUUCUCAUUCUACUGAGGCUACUUCUGUAUUUCAUUUGAUUUGCAUUCUGGGGUUUUAAACACUGAAAAUACAGCUGUGGUUAUACUGCGAAUAGCUGAGAUGUGGUUACUGGAUCUUGUGAAAACCUUUGCAGAGUUAGUGGGAAGCAUCUUAUUAAGUGCAGGCAGUUUAUACAACAGGCAGCGCGCCCCCCAACCCGCCCCCAAUCUUCUUUCCUGUUCAGAUUAUUGGUAAACAAAAAUAAGCUUGCUGGCUUGCAGUGGUUUUGAGAGUUUGCAACAUUGUUUGAGAUUUGAAUGAUUUUAGACAUCCUGGAGAAUAGAAUUUUGCAGUAUUCUUAGAAUGAACUUUUCAUUACUGUCAUGGUAGCCAGUAAUAAGGAUUAACAUUAGUACAACUUACAGUAAAUCAAGUCUGCUUCAUAGAUGGGGUUUUAGUUAAACUGGGUAUGUAAUCAGACUUUUCCUUCCAAAGCUGCCUAAGAGAUUCUUUCCUCCACCUCCCCAAAGCAACACUGACAUUUCUGCUUGCUUGCUUCUUCUGCUAGAAACUAGGACCAGAUCAAAAGGGCCAUGCAUCAUGUGUCAUAAGUUCACAAGGGCUUUUCCUACUCUCCCUUCCCUCUAUAGCCUCCUCGUGCCCCCAGAAAUUGGCUUCUGAGGGCUGGGAGACUCUCCAGAGUAACGUGCAAUGCAUUGCACCGAGGGGCAGUGUGGGAGGGUCAGGUGGAAUUGGGUGACACACUGGCCCCACCUGCGCAGGGACGUUCAGCGGCCUCUUUGGGUCCUGGCCUGUACAGGGUGUAUCAAGGGGAAGUUACAUCUUUAUUCUUUUAUCCUCUUAAUACAUAUUAAGACAUAUGUCUGUUUUAUUAAACCUUUUUCUGAAGUAGUGUAGUUUUGAUUGCGUUUCAGAGACCCUCUAAGAGACGUUCAGACAUGCAGAGUUAAAUUCCACCCUUUAAUGGUGAACCUUUGCUGUGGUGCCUUUUAAGCCAAUUGGCUUACCCCGGAAUUAAUUACCCCGAAGUAUGAAUUAAGAAAAUAAGGGAAGGGCAAUUAGCUUUGUGUUCCCUGCUUUUCCCCCUACGUCAGUCUUAAAAGUUGUUUUAAAUCUUGUAGUCUUUUUUUAAAACUUUUAAACUUGUUUGAGCUGGUUUGAGUUUACCAAAGAGUGACUUAUCCAAAAUUAUUCAUUUUGAUUGUACAGGUUCCAGGUUCAAAGCAUGUGGUGGGACUGUUAGCAGCCUCGAAGUUAUCAGUCUGGCAACACCCUCAUUCAAGAGAUUUUUUUUUUAAAUUCCAUGUCUGCUUGCUUGUGCAUAUAUUAUUUAUCCCUUCCCACUGCCUACUGGGGUUAAGAAUUAUCAAGCCAUAAUAUAGUACUGUAAAGAUCAGAGAGUUUCAUAGGACAUGCAGAGGCAACGCUAGGGGUGUAAUCUGGAGAAGUGGAUGUGUGCAUCUUCCAUUACUUUCCAUGAGAUUUGAACAUGCUUAAAGGCCUGUUCACACAAGACCAUUUAGUGGCCAGGUGACAUAGGCGUUAGCAAACAGUAUCCCUGCUCACCUUUGGAUGUGCAGUUUUGUGGACAAGCAACAUGGGAGACCAGGCAGUCAUGAAGAGUAUGCAGAGCUCCCGACACAAACAUUUACUGGCAUUUUCUUUAAUAGUUCCAUCAAUUGAUUGCUCGAUAAUAGUUCUUUGAGGCAUUCUUCCCCCACUCCCUGUCCUGUGUUACCUGCACUGAGUCGUUGCAUUGUUACACUGCUCAUUACUGCUUAAAAUUAUUUCUAGGUCACCUUUUAGGAUAGAGCCCUCUUCCGGAAGCAUACAAAAUGAAGCGGUAUCAGUAAUAUCCAUAAAAACUAUUCAAAAUUUCAUCACAACAGAUACUGCCAGUUAAAAGCAAUGAAAGCAAGCUUGCCAAUAGAAGGCAGUACCCCUGACAGCACAUGAUGGGCAUAUCGUGAGCGGAGCCGGCUGGAGCCGGGGGUCAGACUAGAUGGCCCGGGAGGACCCUUCUGACUCGCUCUGUUUCUAUGUUUCUUCCUGAAGAGCGGCAAAGAAGGGGCAUGCCAAAGUUCUGGUAGAAGUUGAUUCCAGAGGUACAUGUUCAAGCAGAAGUCAGAGAACUGCUAUUUCGGGUAGCCGCUGCACCUGCCCUUUAAGUGGAGGAACCACUCCCUGCUUUACCCAUGACUGCCUAGUUCUCCUGUCCAAGUUGCCCACAUCAGUCCACAAGUUCCCCAAAAUGGCCAGAGGGGAAUCCUUGCACAGGGGCCCCCAUCUUGUCUCCCUUGGACUUUGCCCUUUGAGACGGGAGAGACCGGCCGGUGAUAAACUUCAGCUGCAGCAGCAGCAGCUUCUGAAGUGUGCCUUGUUGCAUCGCGGUUCCAUGGUCACCAUUUGAAAUGUCAUAUCUUAGGCCCACCGUGGCACGUGGCAUGUUUUGAACGCGAUUGGGUGAAUUCCAAAAGCGACUGCGCGGUCCCAACUUGCUGUGCAGUUGCAGAGUAGGGCAGAACUGUUAAUACAUUUCAUUUACAAUAAAUGCAGCGGAUAAGGAAAUCCGUGUGAUCUAUGAAACGUUGGGUUAAAAUAUGUGAAACUAUAAGGCUGGUUCAUAAUUGAGUCUCUUAAUCUACCUUGUUAGCUACAUAGACAAUGUGAAGAGACAGGUGACGGUGUCCUUUUUUUCUUUAGAUGUUUAACCUAUUUACAAACUGUGAAAACAAAAAUUUAUACUUUUUUGCUAAUGUUUGUGGUUUUAAGCAGCUGUUAAUUUUUCCCUAACUGAUUUAUCUUCCAUAUAAUUUCUAUUGAAGUUGUAAAUAAAUUCAGAAAAUAGCUUUGUAAAUAAGUGAGGGGUUUUUAAAGUAACAGCGCCUCACAGUUGGUUCUGUAUUCAAGUAUGAAUGGUUUUAGUAGCAGAAAGGAUACUGUCUGUUCACUGUUUGGCAGAAUUUACUGUAAGCUGAAAUCAGGGAUGAUCACCUGAAAGGAGGAUUUCUAGAACUGCAGAAGCCACCAUCUUAGCCCUUCAAAGUGUGAGAAAUUACUAGAACUUUUGUGUCUUACGCACUUAGGGCUUUUGCAGACAUAACAGAACUGAUCUAGCCAGUUUCCUCCCUCACCCUUAAAGCCCAGUUAGAUGUUGGACUUGAUGUUAAUUGCAAUUAAGGUGACCCACAUCCUCCACUUACCUAUUAUUCUUAAUCAGCUUCAAAACCUGGUUCAGAAUCAUAGCUAAGCAGGUCAGCUGGUGCGGCUUAACCAUGGUUGAAGUAAGAGGUGAGGACUUGCUCUAGGUCAGUCUCUUUAGUCAUGGCUGAGAUCUGAUCUUUUGUCACCCCAAAAUGGUGUCAACGGUGCGCACUUGGCAGGGAGCGUGCAAGCUGCAUGAAGGGCUGACAUGAAGGUAGCACAUAACCCAUCUCUGAGUUCGAGCGCGCCUGACCUAAAUUGAAUUUGUAGAAGUCUCUUACAGGUCCCAGACUACAUGCGGUCUCUUUUAUUUCUAGAUAAAAUUAAGUUGUUCUUUGAAGUAAUUCUCGUGGGCUAACAUACAGGAAGACUGGCAGGAAUCUUAAAAACAAGGGCUGGGAAAGAAUGGUGCGGCUGAGCUUUACCUUUACAAAAACGUAUCUUAUCUGAAAUGAUGUUUGUUUAGUUUACUGUGACUUCUUUUUUGACAUCUGAAAGGGUUUCACGUGGAAGCCACUGAAAAGGGACUCAAAUAUGCAACACCUAAUCUAUUUUCUAAGGGAAUUUUACCCUUGAAUGGUGCUUUUAGACUGGUCAGGGUUAUUUAUUAAAUUUUUAUAUAUUUUAAAGUAUUUGGGAAUUGUGUAAAUCCUUUAUAUAAAUAUAUAUAUAUGAAUCUAUUUAGUUCAUGAAUUGUAAGCAACAGUAAUACUCAGCAACUGAACCCAAAGUUCAGUGAAGUCAUUCAGAAUGUUCAGAGUUUGGCAGUCCUGCCAUCUUUUCGCCAAAUACCUAUACAGGUAUUUAACUUUGCACCCUGUUAAUGUGCCGCCACUCUUAAAGUGGACGUGUUAAUUCAGAUUACCUAACAGUGCUAUACAGGAAUUGGGUCUGAGGGUAUUCUCGUUUGUUCUCACUCGGAGAUGUGGAGCAAAGAAUGGGUAAGGACCUGUUUUCAAAGACAUGGGACUUGGCUGGUGCUCUUACUGUUGGGACACCUCCGUGGUUUUCAGGGCUGGCCUGGAAGGAGCGCCCCAAUUCCUUCAAAUCAUUUGUGGGACGGAUCCACAAGAAGGUGUGGCGAUCCAAACUAGUCCACAGCCAGCAGUGGGAACUACUGACGUGUUGUUGACUUUGUGAACAGGCCUCAGUUGGCCAGCAGACUUGGUCCAUCCUGGAACAGGGAUGGGCAGAUCUCAGGUUUCCGGGAUCUACUUUUUUCUAUUUUACUAUGUUUCCAUUAUUAUUCCGUUGCACUUCUAUCUCACCGUUCUUCCUCUUGCAAGGAAGCCAUUUACAAAGUCUUCCUCUCCAGAAGCCCAAGGUACACUAAUCAGAUAGGGGCACAUUAAUGAAUCAGUAGGGUGGACAUAAUGCUUUAAAAUCAAGGACCAGUGUACCUCUGAGCAUAUUCUAAGCCAAGGAACUUGUUUUCAGUACUAGAACUGAACCCUGGUCCUUUCAGAUCCGUCCCCCCUGCUGUCGCAGCUUUGUUUCAAGUGGUCUUUGUUUAAUAAUCAGGACUUGGAAACCCUUCCUUAUAUAUUGCAAACUUCUCUGAAUAUCCAGAUCUACCUUCCCCUGUUCUUGAACGUGCUUUGACAUCUAGCAGUUCCUUGUCAGAAAAGUCUGAUGUAGAAAACAAUCCCUGAAGAUAGGAAAAAAGGGAAAACAUAGGCAUCCCAGGAAGUUAAUCUUUGGACUUUGCUAAAGUCUUGUUUACACCUCUUUUGAUUAGAUGAGAAAAUCAUGGCAGACUUGCAUGAUAUAGCUAGUUUUGGUUUACCAGAAAAAUGGUAUUUUUAAGUAAACUAUCAUUUAUGCAUAGCUUUUGUUUUCCUCAUCAAUAUUUGAACACUUUGAAUGACUUACCUCAGUGUCAAUAUCUUGCAAUAUUAAACCGGUAACCUCACAAACUCCACACUUCAUCACCAUAUGAAGUAAAUGAAGCUAGCUAAAGCGGAUGCUGUUAAAGCAACGAACUUGCCAUUAAGGAUUAUUUUAUAGCAUGAAAUAUUUUAGAAUAUUUAUUCAAAUGAUAUUUUACUCUUGUACUCAGAUUUUUUGUUUGUUUUUAGAUUUUGUGACAUGAAUAUUUCAGUGCUGCUUUAUUUUGUUCUGAUGGAUUUCUUGUUCUUUGCUUGUAAAUUGCCUUUUUUAUGGUAUAAAUAAAGUCAAUGGGGAUUGCUGUUUAUAAAUUAAAAUGCUUCUGAAGCACA
Varanus komodoensis (Komodo dragon) is the source of this 9202-nucleotide messenger RNA. It is a transcript of the gene ZBTB34, whose product is annotated as zinc finger and BTB domain containing 34. The record is from RefSeq and is a predicted model, not a curated record. The transcript is spliced from 2 exons. Gene Ontology annotation, molecular function: RNA polymerase II cis-regulatory region sequence-specific DNA binding; protein binding; DNA-binding transcription factor activity, RNA polymerase II-specific. Gene Ontology annotation, biological process: regulation of transcription by RNA polymerase II. The coding region runs from base 88 to 1569 and encodes 493 amino acids. Lineage: Eukaryota; Metazoa; Chordata; Lepidosauria; Squamata; Varanidae.